Messenger RNA from Suillus discolor, 945 nucleotides. RefSeq lists its product as uncharacterized. Gene Ontology annotation, cellular component: nucleoplasm; chromosome; cytoplasm. Bases 1 to 945 code for a protein of 314 amino acids. The record is from RefSeq and is a predicted model, not a curated record. The transcript has 6 exons. Gene Ontology annotation, molecular function: 3'-5' DNA helicase activity; four-way junction helicase activity. Lineage: Eukaryota; Fungi; Basidiomycota; Agaricomycetes; Boletales; Suillaceae. Gene Ontology annotation, biological process: telomere maintenance; double-strand break repair via homologous recombination.
AUGGUCACCUUCCCCGCCUUGCACGACUUCUUCGACAAGACCAUACCUUCAUGCAAUGCAUUAAGACUGUUGCAUCAUGGUGAAGAAGCUUUCCGACCAGCUUAUGGAAAGCUUGGUGAACUCCGUGCACUCCUUUCCAAGGGCACAGCAUUUCAAGCGCUUUCAGCUACACUUCCACCUCACAUUCUCUCAGCCGUAAAAAAUCAGCUCAUGGUGCCACCAGAUCAUAUCUACCUAGCGCUACCACCAAUGAUGAUUCCGAAGACACUUGUAUUCCAUGAUAAUAUGCAAGAAGCUGUGGAUGCAGCUGCAUACAAUGAUUCCUGUCUACCAAAACAACUACAGAACCAAGGAAUCAUGAAACAUUACCAUAGCGACAUGUCAGCAGAAUACCUUCAGCAAACUUGUGAUGAUUUUGCAUCAGUCUCGGGCACAUGUCGCAUCAUCCAUGCUAUGGCUGGAGCCUCAACUGGUCUUGAUAUACCAGGUGUCAUGAUCGUAAUACAAUAUGGCAUCCCAAAGAACUUGUCAGAAGCACUCCAACAUUUGUGGGGGCUUUACCUGAUGAUGAUUGAGACAUGGGCACUGGAGGUUAAUCUGACGGAAGAACAUGAUGAUGCCGAUGAUGCCGACAAACCAUAUGCAAUAACAGCACCAAAGAAAAACUCGUCAAAAAGGGACCGUACAGGAUGUGCUGCACUGCAAUAUGUACAGUCAAAAAUGUGUCUUCGAGAGUUCUUUGCAAAAUAUUUCAAUGAUCCGACACCAACAGGUAGUAACUUUUUUUCUUCACUCCACUAUGUUACUGCAAAAUGCUGCAACCGUCAUCCUGAUUCUGGCUUCAAUCUGUCUACAUAUUUCCUUGGCAGCAUGCACUCAUUCAACAGUGCCAGUGAUCGGAUUGAUCCAUCCUCAACUGCUCCUGCAAAACGCAAGCACAACUGA